AAGUCUCUUUCAGCCUGAUGCUGUCGUGUAUAAAAGAGCUUGUUGAGAAGCGAGCUCGAAGAGUUUCGUUAAUUUAAGCUUAGGAAAAUGAUCAUCGUAGCUGUGCUCCUAUCAUUUCUCGCACACCUGUUGGUUCAGGCAUCGCAACCAUGGAAAGCACUUGAUGCAGAGCAAGCCCUGUACGUGUACAAACGCUGCUAUGAAGAUCACCUUCCAUCGGGAUCGGACAGAAAAACCUACAUGACACUUUGGAAUGCCUGGAGGUUGGAACCGAACGAUGCUAUUACCCACUGCUACGCGAAGUGUGUACUGACCGGUUUGCAGAUCUACGACCCGCAGGAAAACGCUUUCAUGUCCGAUAGAAUCCCAGUUCAGUAUCAAGCGUACAAAACAAUCACCCAAUCCAAGCAAAAGGAGGUCACCGAGUAUCAAAAAGCACUGGCCGCAGCUAACGCUAAAUCUGGAAGCUGUGUCGAUCUGUACAAUGCGUACCUUCCAGUUCACAACCGAUUCGUGAAUCUGUCCCGCCAACUGUAUCACGGUACGGUUGAGGGCGCUGCCAAAAUUUAUGCCGCAAUGCCCGAAAUCAAGCAGAAAGGCGAGUCGUUCCAUGCGUACUGUGAAAAACGUGCCUGGAAGGGAAAUAAGCAGAGCGAAUGGAAGAACGGUCGCAGAUACAAGCUGACUGGCAGUCCGGAACUGAAGGAUGCGAUCGAUUGCAUCUUCCGUGGAUUGCGCUACAUGGAUGACACUGGUUUGAAGGUUGAUAAGAUUGUGCGAGAUUUUAAUCUGAUCAACAAGAGUGAGCUCGAACCCGAGGUCCGCUCGGUGCUGGCUAGCUGCAAAGGAAGUGAAGCAUACGAUUACUACGCAUGUCUAGUGAACAGUCGCCUAAAGCAACACUUUAAAAAUGCAUUCGAUUUCCACGAGCUGCGUUCGGCGGACUACGCCUAUCUGCUGCGAGGAAAGGUGUACGAAAAUCCGGAAAAGGUUAAGGAAGAAAUGAAGAAACUUAACACAACGGUACACUUCUAGCAGGCAAGCCAUUGUCCCUUUACAGCCGUUAGUUCCGAUACGAUCAACAACAAAAAAAAAACAUUGUAUCUAACGCCAUCUGUAUUUGAGAAUAAAAACUGUCCAUCGGAUUGUGAAUCGUAUUCGAUCUACUAAA
Anopheles stephensi (Asian malaria mosquito) is the source of this 1171-nucleotide messenger RNA. RefSeq names its product 37 kDa salivary gland allergen Aed a 2-like. Lineage: Eukaryota; Metazoa; Arthropoda; Insecta; Diptera; Culicidae. The transcript is spliced from 4 exons. Bases 88 to 1035 code for a protein of 315 amino acids. Gene Ontology annotation, molecular function: odorant binding. The record is from RefSeq and is a predicted model, not a curated record. Gene Ontology annotation, biological process: sensory perception of smell.